Geodia barretti is the source of this 498-nucleotide messenger RNA. Lineage: Eukaryota; Metazoa; Porifera; Demospongiae; Tetractinellida; Geodiidae. The record is from the annotation of a GenBank genome assembly.
UUGGCAAGGAGGCGCUCGACAGGGGCUGAAGCCUAUCGGGCCGCCGACCCACCUGACCUUGAUGCCGUGGCCAAGGAGUUCGGGUUCAGCGACGCCGAGCACCUCUACGCGGCCCUUGGCAACGGGGACCUGUCCAUCGGCAAGGUCAUCAGCAGAAUAGCUCCGCCCGAACCCAAGCGGCGCGCGCUCCGGCCCCAAGACCGCAGAGACAUCCGCAUCCAAGGCAUGCAAAACCUGAUGAUCUCUUUGGCAACUGCGCACUCGCGCUGGGACCGCACGUACUUGCUCGCGGACAUCGCGGGGGCGAUCAGCGACGCUGGCUCCAACAUCCGCGACUCCACUACCCGCACCGAUGGCCACAUCGCCGAACAGGACUUCUGGAUCGACGUCACCGACAACGAGCAACUGCGCCAGGCCAUAGACCAAAUCGAGCGCAUCGAGGGCGUUUUGGAAGUGCUGCGCGUGGAUGAGCCUGCAAACGGCGACCUGCUGCCUUAG